AUGUCAUACCAAGCCUUCACAUAUCGCUAUCAAUUUCUUUUGAGAAAGGCGGAAGAGCUACAUAAACAGGUAGUAGCCGGCCGUAAGGAGGUUUUAGGAUCAGGGGAUACCGAUACUCUGAGCAGUAUGACCGACCUAUCCUUCAUAUAUCGCGAUCAAUAUCGCUGGAAGCAGGCAGAAGAUCUACAGAAACAGGUGGUAGAGAUCCGCCAGCGAGUCUUCGGACCAAAGCAUCCCGAUACUCUAGUCAGCCUCGAUUCCUUAGCCUUGAUCUUAAACGAUCCAGAUCGACAGCAGGAGGGAAACCGCUAA
Molecule: messenger RNA, 312 nt
Organism: Penicillium longicatenatum
Lineage: Eukaryota; Fungi; Ascomycota; Eurotiomycetes; Eurotiales; Aspergillaceae
Product: tetratricopeptide repeat protein
Exons: 1
Coding region: 1-312 (103 amino acids)
Molecular function (GO): protein binding
Source: RefSeq, a predicted model, not a curated record